This is a messenger RNA of Bufo gargarizans (Asiatic toad), 1629 nucleotides long. Its product is annotated as calcium-activated chloride channel regulator 1-like. NCBI's taxonomy places the organism in Eukaryota, Metazoa, Chordata, Amphibia, Anura, Bufonidae. The annotation marks the transcript as partial. The transcript is spliced from 7 exons. The record is from RefSeq and is a predicted model, not a curated record.
GUAAACAAAAAAGGUGAUAGUUCGGCUUAUGGAACAGAAAUUUUGUUACUCACAGAUGGAGAAGAUUCAACAUUUGAUACUAAGAUUUGCUUUCAGAGUAUUAUAGACAGUGGAGUUAUUGUCCAUUCCAUAGCUCUAGGACCCUCUGCAUCAAAAGCUCUUGAAGAUAUUUCUAAUAUUACAGGUGGAAUAGUUUAUACAGCAACAGACACGGUAGAUGCCAAUGGUUUGAUUAAUGCCUUCAGUGGACUACAGUCUGGAAGUGGAAAUGUCACUCAGCAGGUCAUUCAGCUGGAGAGUUCUGCAUCCUCCCUUGCACCAUAUACCUGUAUCAAUGGCACCAUUGUUAUUGACAGCACCGUGGGUUUUCAAACAGUCUUUACUGUAACAUGGCAAAACUUAGUACCAAGAAUUAAUAUACAAGGCCCAAAUGGGAUUGUGUACAGUGCUACAAACUUCUCGAAUAACACAGUUUCCAAGUUAUCAAGCUUUGAGAUCCCAGGAAAAGCUCAGAAUGGACCUUGGCAGUACAGGAUUUGUAAUUUGAAUACAGCAGCUGAAGCAAUAGCAAUUGUCGUGAACUCUAAGGCAGCAGAAAAUAGUAUACCGCCAGUUACUGUUGAGGCUCAUAUGAAUAGUGGACAAGGCAAAUACCCCAGUCCAAUGGUCAUAUAUGCAUCGGUCAGUCAAGGGCUAGUACCUGUGAUGGGGGCCAGUGUUACAGCUCUUAUUGAAGAUAAGAAUGGAAAGACAACGGCUUUAGAGCUUUUGGACAAUGGUUCAGGCGCUGAUGUUGUUAAAAAUGAUGGCGUCUACUCAAGAUUUUUCAUUGCUUACACUCAAAAUGGAAGAUACAGCUUAAGUGUGCGUGUAGCCGGGAAAGACAGCAGUCUCUCGACUCUCCGUUUAAAUCGCGCUCUAUAUGUUCCUGGUUAUGUAGAGAAUGAUACAAUUAUCAUGAAUCCUCCCAAUCCAAUGGAGAAUAUUACUAUUCAGGUUAACGUAGGAGACUUUAGCAGGGUAUCUUCAGGUGGUUCUUUUGUGGUAUCUGACAUCCCUGCCGAUACCAACCAAGAUGUCUUUAAACCUGCAAAGAUAACUGACUUGGAAGCUAGCAUAAAUAAUGAUACCGUGAUAAUAUCCUGGACAGCUACUGGAGACGAUAUGGACCAGGGAACGGCCUCAAGAUAUGACCUGAGAAUGAGUAAAGAUCCCAGUGCUCUCCUGGACAGCUUUAACACCUCUACUCCAGUGAAUAUUUCCAGCAUCACACCUCAGCCAUUCGGAACCACAGAAACAUUUACCUUCAUUCCAGAAAAUAUUGUGAUAGAGAAUGGCACAAUCCUGUACUUUGCCAUAAUAGCAAUAGAUGAAGCCUCUCAGGCAUCAGAUACAUCCAACAUAGCGCAGGCAUCCUUCAUCAUACCUGAAAUACCAACUGCCACAACAGCGGGAUACACGUCUACUACUACUCAAUCAUCCACUCAUUGUACUAACGAUGGUCCAAUUUGUGAUUGGUGGUGGUGGUGUCCAAAUAGCUCAAGUAAAUCAGAAUUCUCCAUUUUGGUUUUGUUAAGUGCAGGUUUAGUAUUGUUUGAGUUAGAUUGGUUGUUUUUGUUGGGCAUUUAA